This is a messenger RNA of Helianthus annuus (common sunflower), 771 nucleotides long. RefSeq names its product glutamic acid-rich protein-like. The coding region runs from base 1 to 771 and encodes 256 amino acids. The transcript has 2 exons. Lineage: Eukaryota; Viridiplantae; Streptophyta; Magnoliopsida; Asterales; Asteraceae. The record is from RefSeq and is a predicted model, not a curated record.
AUGCCUCUAGAAGAUAUUGGAGACUUCAGUUUUGUAAAUGACGAGCUUGUGAAGAAACUGGAAAAGAAAGUAGAAUAUGUGUUAGCUGAUAAGAAGAAGCUCGAAAAGCGUGUCAAGACUAUUGAAGCUGAAAACUCAUCUUUGUUGAAAAGAGUUGAAGCUGAUCAAGCUGACAUUGAUAUUCUUAAAGUGCGUAUUGCUGAGUUAGAAGAAGAAAAAGCUCAGAGAGAUGAACAAAAUGAAUACUUCAAGCUGAAGAACAAAGAGUUAGAGGCUACCAAUGCAAAGAAAGAACAUGAAAUGUAUAUGAUGAAUAAAGUGUUAGAGAAUUUGAUCGGAAAGCCUGUUGAACAGAGGUUUGAAGAGAUCAAGGUUGAAGAAGUAAGGGCACGUCGUAAAGAUGAGAUUGAGGCUGAGAUGAAAAACAAAGGCAAAGGUGUUUCAAUUGAAGAAGAUGAAGAAGAAGAAGAUGAGGUUAGGAAAGAUGAUGCAGACGAUGUGUAUUCUGCAAGUAGUCAUGAUGAUGAUGAUGGGAAUGAUGACGACGAUCAAGGUACUUCAGGCAUCAAAGUUACUGAAGCGUCUACUGAAGAAAAUGUUGAUGAUUAUCUUCAUGAUGAUGCUAAUGAAGAGCCUGAAAAUGCUGAAAGUGAGGGGGAGCAUGAUGAUACAAAGAAUUUGGAUGAAAGUGAUGAUCAUGUGUCAAGAUUGAUUCUGCGUCUUGAACAUGGUGUAGAAGAAGGAGAAAUUCUGAACUUAUACGUUAGCUGA